CCGCUCUGUAUGUAUAUCUUUCUGUUUAUUUCAUCUUUGCUGAAGACCGGCAUUUUCCCACAACACCCUGCUCCUGCUCUCACAGAUGACGAAAAUGGCGGAUAACUCAUCUUCGGUCGAGAUUGUUGAGGGCUGUCGCCUUCCUGUUCUUCGCAAAAACCAAGAACACGAAGACGAAUGGCCAUUGGCUGAAAUUCUAAGUUUGAAGGAAGUCUCUGGGAGAAAGCUUUACUAUGUUCACUAUAUUGACUUCAACAAGCGCCUGGAUGAGUGGGUCACAGCGGACAGGCUGGACAUGAAGAAGCUUCAGUUCCCUAAGAAAGAAGCUAAAACACCAACCAAGAAUGGCCUUCCAGGCUCUCGUCCCAGUUCACCAGAGCGAGAAGUGGUAAAUAGGAAAAGUAUAGAUGUCAACCUACAACCUGCUACAGCUCCUUCCAGAGGCAAAACCCUCCCCACACCGAAGAGGAAAGUAGAAACGGUCCCCUUGGCGCCUCAGGCAUCCGUGGCCCCCACUGUGUCCUCCAUACCGAGUUCAACUGAAGCGCCUCAGGCGUCUGUUUUUCCUGCUGUGAGGGACAGCAAUACCUUUAAGGCCCGUGAAGACCAUGAACAGCUCUCCUCACUCACAACAAACGGCACUGCCCGACGACUCGUCCCCUCGCAACCCGGGAGGAAGAGAAAAGCGAACUGCGGGGCAGCUGACGAGAUGAUAAAGGUUUUGCAGUAUAACAACCCUCAAAGUGCCAGUGUCUUUCUACCACCACCAGAGGAUUCCCAGGACAGUUCGGAUGGCAUCCCGACUGCGCCCCGUAUGACUGGGAGUCUGGUGUCUGACCGCAGCCAUGACGACAUCGUCACCCGGAUGAAGAACAUAGAGUGCAUAGAGCUGGGACGUCACAGACUGAAGCCCUGGUACUUCUCACCGUACCCACAGGAACUCACCGCAUUGCCCAUCCUCUACCUCUGUGAAUUCUGUCUGAAGUACCUCAAAAGCCUUAAGUGUCUCCAGAGGCAUUUGACAAAAUGUAAUCUAAGACAUCCUCCAGGCAACGAGAUCUACCGCAAAGGCACCAUCUCAUUCUUUGAGAUUGACGGCAGGAAAAACAAAAAUUAUUCCCAGAACUUGUGUUUACUUGCCAAGUGUUUUCUGGAUCACAAAACCUUGUAUUACGACACAGACCCUUUCCUCUUCUAUGUAAUGACGGAGUAUGACUCCAAAGGCUUCCACAUAGUGGGCUACUUCUCGAAGGAGAAAGAGUCCACAGAAGAUUAUAACGUUGCCUGCAUCCUGACCUUGCCUCCCUAUCAGCGGAGAGGCUAUGGCAAACUGCUCAUUGAGUUCAGCUACGAACUGUCCAAGGUAGAAGGGAAGACAGGAACUCCAGAGAAGCCGCUGUCUGAUCUGGGCCUUUUGUCCUACCGCUCCUACUGGUCCCAGACCAUCCUGGAAAUUCUCAUGGACCUCAAACCUGACAAUGGAGAAAGGCCACAGAUCACCAUCAAUGAGAUCAGUGAGAUCACGAGUGUAAAGAAAGAAGACGUCAUUUCAACGCUUCAGUAUCUCAACCUUAUCAACUACUACAAGGGUCAGUACAUCCUGACUCUUUCAGAAGACAUUGUGGAUGGACAUGAAAGAGCGAUGCAGAAGAGACACUUGCGCAUAGAUCCGAAAUGUCUUCACUUCACGCCUAAGGACUGGAGCAAGAGGGGCAAGUGGUAGAGCGCCGGUCUGCUCCAUUGAACCCGCUUUCUGACCGCCUGAUAGCAGACUGCAAACAAGCGGCGGAUCACAAAAUUUUUUCUCAAGCCGUCUCAUCGAGAACAUCGAAAAAUGUUUGAGCCCAGGACUCCUCUUCAGAUAAGAAACAAGAAACAUAAACUGUCAUAUGAGAUGCGUACACUUUAAUUGUGAAUAUUCAUUGUAUAUUGUGAAUUUAAAAGGCUGUCAAACUAGGGGACAGAAGAGAGACUGGUUGACAGUAACACCAACAAAAAAAAAACAAAAAACAAGCAAUUACACCCUCUACUGUGUAAAAGAUCUUGUUUAUGACCAACAGUGCGUUAAAGUGACAUAUGGCGUCCGUUUAACAGUGUAAAUCUAAGCCUGAAGUGACAAAUGGACCAUCUAAUGAGAACAAGAUGGUGGUUUUAUAGAUCAUUUGAGUUCUACAGUAAACAUGCCUCGUCACAAUAAUGUAAAAAUCAGAAGAGGGUUUGUUAUUUUCCUGAAAUUCAGCAAGGAAAUUGUGUUUUUGUCUACAUUGUUUCUUUCUAUCACAGCAAGUUGUUAAGAUAUCACUUAAAGUAUUUAUGUAUCCCAAAAGGGUUUCUUUGUAAACAUCAAAAUUCCUAAAAUUCAUAUUUGAGGAUCGCUGGUUGACGGAAAAUGCAGCUCUCAUUAAAAGAUGGGACAGAUAGCGUCUGAACAACACUCCUAAAUGUAGUCAUCACUUUGGGCUUUGAGGGGAUUUUUCUAAAAACAAGUGUGUUGGCUUCAAAACAUCUCUCGUUUGCCUCUUCUGGGUACACAAGUUUUCUUGUCAGCAGUGACUCCAUGAGAUGUGUGCUGUGAGUUUGUAAACAGGGAAAAGGCCCCCACACAUACACACACACACACACAUGCAGAUAGUAAAGUUUACAGUAAUUCUGUCUGAGUGCCUGAAUUUUAAUGUCUCUUAACAAAGAAUAGGAACAAGUUCAAAAUUUUAAAAAAGCCUUGGAUGCAGAUGAAAAAAAUUCAAAUCUAAACACCAAUUCCAAUGGUUGUAACGUUGCCUAAGAAGCGACAUCUUUCACAGUGGUACCUCUGAUUUUCGUGUCCUGAUAUUUUAAGUAGUUUGUGCUCUUUGUGGUCAUUCAGGUGCAUCUUCCUUUUUUCAGAGAAUCCUGUCAUGAUCCUCUGUGAAGUGUGCAAUGAGACAAAUCAGUUCCCCGUUUCAACACGUUUCCCGUAACUGUACAUAUUGAACCUGAUUGUUGAAAGAGUUAAAAAAUAAACAAACAAAAAAAAACAACUUAGAAGACAGAAGCCAUGUUGAACUGUUAGAGGAAUGUAAAUUUUGUGUACAGUUGUCUUUUUUUUUUUUACUUUAUGUAAACUGACUGCACAGCAUCAACAGGAAGAACACGUGAAAGUGAUAUCUUACGUUCAGUUUGUGUUUUAUGUUUACAUGUCACAAAGGAUGUUGGAUUUACCCUGUUGAAAUGAUUUAGUAUAUCUUUAAGUGAAACACAGCUGAGAGAACGUUUGCUAUGAAAAGCUUGUUGAAUUGUUUAAAAAAAUCUUUAAAA
This is a messenger RNA of Scatophagus argus, 3294 nucleotides long. Its product is annotated as histone acetyltransferase KAT5-like. Gene Ontology annotation, biological process: regulation of DNA-templated transcription. Gene Ontology annotation, molecular function: histone acetyltransferase activity. Bases 86 to 1723 code for a protein of 545 amino acids. The transcript is spliced from 15 exons. Lineage: Eukaryota; Metazoa; Chordata; Actinopteri; Scatophagidae. The record is from RefSeq and is a predicted model, not a curated record.